Nymphalis io (European peacock) is the source of this 937-nucleotide messenger RNA. RefSeq lists its product as uncharacterized. Bases 42 to 794 code for a protein of 250 amino acids. NCBI's taxonomy places the organism in Eukaryota, Metazoa, Arthropoda, Insecta, Lepidoptera, Nymphalidae. The transcript has a single exon. The record is from RefSeq and is a predicted model, not a curated record.
CAAAUUACGAUUGAGUAUUUCAUUCGCGAAGUGUUAAGAUAAUGAAGAUUGUGUUACGGGCGGUUGGUUGUGUGCUCAUAGGAACGUUGGUCCUAUCGGCACCCGUUGCUGAAGACGAUCGUAAAGUAUCUGGGGGCCUAGAUAUAGAUAAUGGUCAAGCAGAUUUUCAGCGUGACAAGCGGUUGAAUAACGGUUACUAUGCUGUGUCACCAUGUGCUGCUGCAUCAAAUACACAAGUAGCAUCAUUUGUUCCUGAUGCAUCAUAUCAAAGUAACAUAGGCCCCACGCAUGCAAGAUAUUUCGCCAGUGAUUAUGGAUUGUCAGACUAUCCGGCGAAUUGGUACCGUGCUGAAGAUGCUUACAAAGAUGAUAGAGAAAUUAUGAAAUAUUCAGACUCGGAGUUUGUCGGCCAAACACCAAUGGGUAACAUUUUUAGAUCAGUUCCAUCUUCUUACAUGGCUAUGAAUCAAGCGAGUAUAGCUGGUUUAAAUGGACAAAUGAUGAAUCCAGUCAGGACCGCUUACGGCGUUUUUCAAAACGCAAACGUCGAUGGCUGUAAUAUUCCUUUACUCUUCAGCUGUUCGCCGUCUAUAAUUCCCGGUCGUAUAGUCAAUUCUGAAACAAACUUUGGGUACGAUAACCCAACUCCAGUGAUGGGAAAACCUACAGAUCCUUACAGCAGUGCUAGCAGUCAUUACCUCCACGCUAGCCAUGGGGAACAGAUACCAAAGGAUCAUUCCAGCAUAUCAAGUUCAAUCAGUAGUAAUAAUGCUCAUAAUAAUAAAAUGUCUUAAUGUUUUUCAUAGUCUGAUUAAGUUAUAAAUAACUAUUUUAUAAGAAGAUUGUUUUGUGCUAGUAGUUUUUUUAUAUAAAUAAAUUACAUAAAAGUGUAAAGAAUGUUAUAAAUUGUAAUUGAUACAUUUAUAAAUAAAUCAAU